AUGUUGGAUUCCAUAAGCGACAACCAAUUGAUAAGGGAUUUUCUAUUUUUAUAUCCGAGAAAUCAAUGAGGGAAAUGUGUGGAAUACACAUUAGUUAUAGGGAUAAAUGCAGUUCAAAGUAAAUUAACUGGAUUCGUUUCAUUAGAGCAAUUGAGUUUAAUAGCGAAACAAUCAUUUGAAUCUGAAAAAAAUAAGAUUCCUGAAAUAAAAGCCAAACUUUCAACUAUUAAAGACGAAUUAGAAAAAUUUAACCGUGAAUCUGAAAAAUCAAAGGACAAUUCCAAGAGAAGUUCAAGCGAAAAUCUAAGGCAAAGACCGAGUAAAACUCUUAAGCCUCCCAAGCCAAUUCACAAAAAGCAAGCUCCAAAACCAUUACUAAUCGAAUCCACCCCGAGAUUUAAAGCACAAACAACUGAUUUAUCUAAAAGCAAAAGCAAAGAUCAUGAAAAGGAAAAUAAUUUAAAUAAGGAAAAUCUGAAGAAAUAUGCAAAUAAAAGCGAAAUUAACUAUGAAAGUGCAAAGCAGAAAAUCAGAAUAGGUGAAACAUAUCCUCAUAGCAGAAGCAAACAACCUUCUCCUACGCUUGAGGAACUCCUAUGUACCAGCAGAAUUACCCAAGCAGAACACAGCCGCAUUGAAGAAUCAAAUUUAAGAAAAUAUUUUAAGCCAGAGCUAUAGAACUUUCUCUUCAAUAGCGCGAAAAGACGUGCAUCCUGGUUUAACUAAAAGGUCUUUGGACAAUGAAAAUCUGCUAUUCCUUCUCCAUAAGAGAGGAAAAUAGUGAAAAUGAAGAUUUUUGUCCAAUCCAGUUUCGAGAACUGGAAGGGAUUAUUUUGUCCUAAAUUAAGAAUACCUGAGUUAUUGUGGGAUUUUGAUUUCCUACAAAAUUUUUAAUUUUUAAUGUAUUUUGGUUCGUCAAAUGGUUUUGACGAGUUAAUUCUGGCAGGCACGUGAAAUAAAAAAAAUAAUUGAUUGCCAUAAUGUUUUUAAUUUUCUGAUUUUAAGGAUGAUCAGAAAUUUUUUUAAUAAAUGGCACAGGAUCAAAAAAACGAGAUUAAAGAUUAGUGAAAGCAAGCAUAUAUUUUUCUAGCUAUAAGACGCCCAGAUAUUUGCUAAUAAAAUAAUAAGAAUUCUAAUAAAUAACUUUUAUAUUUCUCAAAUUAAUUUUUUUAUUUAAAUUUCGCUAUUUGAUGCCAUUGUUUUCUCUUUCUGAAUUUGAACCCAAAUUCAUUUUUGAACAUUUUUUGUUCGUUUAAGUGUCAUCUUGAUUUUGCUCGCUAUAUAAAAAUAUUAAAACUCUUAAGUCACCACUUGCGGUUUCAUUGAAAGUAUGAUAUUUGAGAUUUAAAAUAAGCUAUUUGGUGCCUUUAUUUUCCGCUUUCUGGACUCGAGCACAAAUUCAUUUUUAGACAUUUUUGCUCGUUUAAGCCGCCAUUUUGAUUUUGUACACUAUGCAAAAAAUUAAAACUCUUAAGUCACCACUUGCGGUUUCAUUGAGAACUUGGUAUUUAAAGUAUCAAAACAACUAUUUGACACCUUUAUUUUCCGCUUUCUGGACUCGAGCACAAAUUCAUUUUUGAACACUUUUUGUUCGUUUAAGCCGCCAUCUUGAUUUGCACGCUAUAUAAAAAAAUUAAAACUCUUAAGUCACCACUUGCGGUUUCAUUGAAAGUAUGAUAUUUGAGAUUUAAAAUAAGCUAUUUGGUGCCUUUAUUUUCCACUUUCUGGACUCGAGCACAAAUUUAUUUUUGAAGAAUUUUUGUUCGUUUAAGCAGCCAUCUUGAUUUGACCGCUAUAUAAAAAAAUGCAAACUCUUAAGUCACCACUUGCGGUUUCAUUCAAAACUUGAUAUUUGAAAAACUAAAUAAGCUUCUUGGUAUCUUUAUUUUCCGCUUCUUGGACUCGAGCACAAAUUCAUUUUUGAACAAUUUUUUGUUCGUUUAAGUGCCAUCUUGAUUUGCACGCUAUAUAAAAAAAUUAAAACUCUUAAGUCACCAUUUGCGGUUUCAUUGAUAGUAUGAUAUUUGAGAUUUAAAAUAAGCUAUUUGGUGCCUUUAUUUUCCGCUUUUUGGACUCGAGCACAAAUUCAUUUUUGAACAUUUUUUGUUCGUUUAAGCCGCCAUCUUGAUUUUGUACGCUAUAUAAAAUAUUAAAACUCUUAAGUCACCACUUGCGGUUUUAUUGAGAACUUGAUAUUUGAGAUUUAAAAUAAGCUAGUUGACAUCUCUAUUUUCCGCUUUCUGGACUCGAGCACAAAUUCAUUGUUUAGCAUUUUUUGCUCGUUUAAGCCGCCAUCUUGAUUUUGUACACUAUAUAAAAAAUUAAAACUCUUAAGUCACCACUUGCGGUUUCAUUCCAAACUUGAUAUUUGAGAACUAAAAUAAGUUAUUUGAUGCCUUUAUUUUCCGCUUUUUUGACUCGAGCACAAAUUCAUUUUUGAACAAUUUUUGUUCGUUAAAGCAGCCAUCUUGAUUUUGCUCGCUAUAGAAAUAUUAAAACUCUUAAGUCACCACUUGCGGUUUCAUUGAGAACUUGGUAUUUAAAGUAUCAAAACAACUAUUUGACACCUUUAUUUUCCGCUUUCUGGACUCGAGCACAAAUUCAUUUUUGAACAUUUUUUGUUCGUUUAAGCUGCCAUCUUGAUUUUGCUCGCUAUAUAAAAUAUUAAAACUCUUAAGUCACCACUUGCGGUUUUCAUUGAGAACUUGGUAUUUAAAGUGUCAAAACAGCUAUUUGGUGCCUUUAUUCUCCACUUUCUGGACUCGAGCACAAAUUCAUUUUUGAACAAUUUUUGCUCGUUUAAGCCGCCAUCUUGAUUUUGUACGCUCAAUAAAAAAAUUAAAACUCUUAAGCCACACUUGCGGUUUUAUUGUAGACUUGAUAUUUGAGAAACAAAAUAAGCUAUUUGACAUCUCUAUUUUCCACUUUCUGGACUCGAGCACAAAUUUAUUUUUGAACAAUUUUUGUUCGUUUAAGCCGCCAUCUUGAUUUUGUCAACUUUCUGAUCAUCCUUAACAUCAGAAAAUUAAAAAAUAAUGGCAAUUUUUUAUUAUUUAUUUCAAGUACUAACCAGAAUUGACUCGUCAAAACUAUUUGACAAACCAAAAUACAUUGAAAUUAAAAAAAUUUGCAAGAAAUCAAAAUUCGACAAUAGCUCAGGUAUUCAUAAUUCAGACCAAAAAAAUUCCUUCAAGUUCUCUAGACUGGAUCGGCAGAACUUUUCACUUUUACUAUUUGCCUCUCUUAUGGAGAAGGAAAAGCUAAUUUUCAUGGUCCAAAGACCUUUUAGUCAAACUAAGAUGCACGUCUUUUCGCGCUAUUGAAGAGAAAGUUCUAUAUCUUCUAUUUCUAUAGCAGACAACAAAGGGAACUUUGAUAACCUUUCGCAAUACACAGCUUUAGAUGACACUUUUACAAAUAUAAAAAAGCCUGAAAGCCAUAAUGAAGGUGCUAACUUGGCUGAUUUCCAAACUCCGAGAUACCCAGUUCAAGUAAACUUUUCACAAAGCGAUGAAGGCGAUUCUGGGAUUUUGCAUAUUGCUGAUGAAUUUUUAAAAAAUCCUCUGUUUUUGCAUAUUUCAAAAAAUAAAACCCAAGAGAAAAAAGGGAGGCGAGGGAAUCUGAAAGGUGAGGAGCUGAGAAGCACUGGGAAAAUCAAAAACUCUACAGAUUUUAUUAUGAAUGGAUUCCAAAGUGAAAGGGUAUCGACAUUAAACUGCAGUCCCAUAGAAAGCUUCAUUUUUGAUUACGAAGAUAUCUCUUAA
Molecule: messenger RNA, 3764 nt
Organism: Blepharisma stoltei
Lineage: Eukaryota; Ciliophora; Heterotrichea; Heterotrichida; Blepharismidae
Source: the annotation of a GenBank genome assembly